Linepithema humile (Argentine ant) is the source of this 4388-nucleotide messenger RNA. Its product is annotated as F-box/LRR-repeat protein 16. The record is from RefSeq and is a predicted model, not a curated record. Lineage: Eukaryota; Metazoa; Arthropoda; Insecta; Hymenoptera; Formicidae. Gene Ontology annotation, cellular component: SCF ubiquitin ligase complex. Gene Ontology annotation, biological process: SCF-dependent proteasomal ubiquitin-dependent protein catabolic process. Gene Ontology annotation, molecular function: protein binding.
UUCACUUAAAAAUAUAUCAAUGUUACCAUUAAAAAUAUACUUCUAGGUUCUUUAUCUAUUGUACUUAUUUCCACGCUGAUCCGAUUUUCGAAGCGCUGAGUGUAGAGGAAUGUACCAGCUGAGGGAUAAAGCGAGUUGCAUAUAACCAGGCGCGCUAUGUCGAGCGGUUCGUCCGCCGACAGGCGUAAAUGGCUAUCACGCGACUGGAAGGUAAGUGAGGGUGGGGAAGAGACAGGCGGACAAGUUCAGCGGCGCAAGUAUCGAUUCAGUCCCGCACAAACCACCCCUGUGUGUUGUCGCGAGCGCUGCAGCGACAGCAGCACACUCGAGUUUCGCUUUCGCCAUGCCCACUGUUGACACAUAAACACAAGCGCGCGGCGACGUGAAAAAACGCUGAUACAAGGUGGCCCGUCGUCGUCGUCGCUAAGAACACACAGCAAAACAAACGGAAUAUCGUUCACGUCGCCGUCAUCGUCUCACGCCAAUCGGAUAUCUCGCAAACUACGUGCCGGAUUGUAUGCCGCGCCAAUCGCGAUUAUUGAUUCUCUCAGGCGGUGUGUUUUCGUUUUUUCUUUCUCUUUUUUCCACCCUUUUCCGACAGAUAGGAUCGUCGUCGCGCGGCGCGACGCAACGCGUGCCGAAGGAGUGGAGGGGAACGUGGCGUGAAUCACACGCGCGCCGCCGUCAUCCCUCCGUGGACGCCGUUCACUCGCCCGUGAGCGCGUCGUAACACGACGACGAGUGCCGCCGGCGCGCGGCGUCAUUCGCAAAGGGAGGACCGUCGCCACGUACGACCACCGACGUCGCGGCCGUCGGCCAUCGAAUAUGACGCGGCCCCGUCACCCGCUGAGAGAACCGUGUUACUCUUGACUACCAACCGCGGCUACCGUGAGACGCGCGCGACAAGUGCGGGACGAGACGAGAGCUGAGGAGCGUCCGAUCGUGAUAUCAUGUCUUCGAUAUCAGCACAGGGCGUCGUCGAACGUGCCAGCGCCGAACUGACGAAGCGAAUUAACGGCCUGGGAUUGCGGACGUCGAAGCAUCAUGGUAGCGGAAAGACCAGUGUUAUGGAACGCGUGACGAAUGUUUUCUGUGGCGGUAGCGGCAGUGUGGCUUACAUGAAUUUACAAAGUGCGAAUAAUGCGAACGCAACACCUGAGAAACCUAGUCGAAGCACCGUGCAAACCAUUAACAAUGUGCCAGCGGGCAACAACAAAGAACGUUUGAACAAUGUCACCCCAAGUAGAGGCAGGAUAUCCAGAAACAGAAUGAAAAUGGCCGUUCCUCUAGCCAGCGGUGGAACGGGCGGCUAUGUGCCGCCGACCACGUGGGAACAAUUGAUGCUGGACGACAAUUUUCUUGGAAAAUUUUUUUUCUAUUUCAGCGCCACGGAAAGAAGAAUCUUGGCCCAGGUUUGCACGAGAUGGAGAGAUAUUCUGUAUGCGAGACCGCGUUUCUGGACGGGGCUGGUGCCUGUGGUGCGAUGCCGUGAGGCUCGCGCUAUGCAGCCAAACUCGCGUACCCGGCUGUAUGCCACCUUGGUAAGGAGAGGCUUCGACACGUUGGUCCUCCUAGGCGCGACCGACGAAGAUAUUCCGGAGUUGACGCGCGGUUUUCCGCUGGCACAGCGAUACGUGCACUCCUUGUCGUUGCGGUGUUGCGCAGUAACGGACAGAGGUCUUGAGGCUCUGCUGGAUCACCUACAGGCUUUGUACGAGCUUGAGUUGGCCGGCUGCAACGAGAUAACGGAAGCCGGUCUGUGGGCAUGCCUCACCCCCAGAAUAAUAUCGUUGUCUUUGUCGGACUGCAUCAAUGUCGCCGAUGAGGCUGUCGGCGCCGUAGCUCAGCUAUUGCCGAGCCUUUAUGAAUUCUCUCUGCAAGCUUAUCAUGUUACCGAUGCUGCGCUUGGUUACUUCAGUGCGAAGCAAAGCAGCGCACUCAGCAUCUUGAAACUGCAAUCCUGCUGGGAGCUCACAAAUCACGGUGUAGUAAAUAUUGUACAUUCCUUGCCCAAUCUGACUGUGCUAUCGCUUUCUGGAUGCAGUAAAGUAACGGACGACGGCGUUGAAUUAAUCGCGGAAAACUUGCCAAGACUUCGUUCCUUAGAUCUGAGCUGGUGCUCAAGAAUUACAGAUGCAGCCUUAGAAUAUAUUGCCUGUGAUUUGAAUAAUUUAGAAGAACUCACGUUAGAUAGGUGUGUACACAUCACGGACAUUGGCGUUGGUUACAUUUCCACGAUGGUAUCGCUGAGCGCAUUAUUCUUGAGGUGGUGUUCGCAACUUAGAGAUUUCGGACUUCAACAUUUAUGCGUCAUGAGAUCUCUGCAGGUGUUGUCCGUGGCAGGUUGCCCAUUGCUCACAAGUAGUGGUUUAUCUAGUCUGAUACAGCUUCGACACUUACACGAGUUAGAAUUAACCAAUUGUCCAGGAACGUCGCGAGAACUGUUUGAUUAUUUACGUGAACAUCUACCGCGUUGCCUAAUCAUCGAAUAAACGAUAUUUGAUAAGAGCACAAUAUCCGCGAAUAAAAUUCCUUUACAUGCGGAUGUAUGUGUGAAACGGAAAGUGUUUAAACUGCGAGAAAGCAAUAUUUCGAACAAAGAAUAGAGGUAGGCGAGCAUUGUGUAUAGAUAAGAAACAACUGACGUCCAGAUAAUGAAAGAACAUUAUGUUUUCCUCAUAAUGGUCUAAGAGAAACACUAGCCCUAAAAUGUGCAAAAUAUAACGCAUAGACAUUUUUAAUACAUUAACGUCCCAUGUUGCACUUCCGUUCGUAUUUUUUCAUUCUGCCACGCAAUCACAUUAUGGACACGCGAUCGUGUCUGUAUCAGUUACACGAGGCGGAAAGUGAAACUCUCAUGCCCAUGUAUUGUUGUAAUGAUCUUGUACAGUGAAUUCGAUAUUGUACAUUAGAAGAGAUUGAUAACAUCAGAAAGAAGAGAUCGACGAGUCCUUCUUUUUGUCUUCUAGUCAUGUAGAAAGUCCGAGUAAACAUACGACAAGAGACUCAACAGUUAGAACUGUGAUAAAUUUAUAUUGUAUGUAAUUUUAAUUGGUCCGCAUAUACGCAAAUCUAAACAAUUAUAUCAUUGAGCGCAUUCGACGGACACGACAGUCGCGAAAGUAGUCGAGUAGUGAAUCUAGGAGUAUGAGCCGCGAUUAGAUUUUAAUUGUUGCCCGAUUAUUUUUCACAGCAAAAUAAUCGGACAACGCGUCCUCGUCGAUACGCGCAUUCAGUGGGGACAAUAGUCGAACAACAAUGUUAAAUGUAAUCAGUAAUUAAAUACAAACGGUGUAUGUUUCUAUAUUCACUACUCAAUGUAACACAUUCCAGAUCACAUUAUCCGGCAAUCUAUUCAUGUGUAGGCAUAUAUGAAACAAUGUCGGGGACACAGGCGAUUACUCUUACCGUAUUAUUAUUUAUUCUCCGCAUUAGUACUCUUCUGUAUCUAAUGACGCUGCACCUACACAUGAAUGAUUCGUGUUAUUUGUUUGAUAAUGCGUGUUGUAGACGAAGAUUGAAGCUCACAGUUAUUGAACCCAGAAUAUGUAGUAGCAUCGUCAUCCGUACGUUAUCUUUAUAUAUACAUAUAUAUAUAUACAUAUAUAUCUCCGUGCAAUCAGUGUUUUCUAAAUUUAAGACUUUCCGCUAGCUGUAUUCUUUGUGAUUUCCCAUUAAGUAUAUAUUUAAGUAUAUAUUUAUAUAACAUAAAUUAGACAAGAUGUUUCGCAUCUUUUAAAUGGAUAAUAUAAUUUGAAUAAUUUAUUACGUGGAUAUGUCGUAUUGUAUACCUUUGAUUGGCAUGUUAUGUCAAAUAACUAGAUUAUUAACAAUCCAUAAUUUGUAACUAAAUAAGUGUAUUGUAUUAAUCAAUUUUAAUCGAGCGCUGUACAUUUGAGUUAUGCAUUAGGCAAGAAUAACGAGAAUAAGAUCACAGAAUGUGUCUUGAUUUAUAUCUAUCGCAUCAUUCGUCCUUAGAAUGCAAUUGUAAAGAUGCAGUGCGAUAUAUAUUGUGCGCAUUCAUAACGGAUCCAUUUUUUAAAUAAUUUUAUUACAAAUGUAUCUUAUACGAUACAUUAAUGAUUAACGGUUGCAGCAAUUUUGUUAAAUUGAAUUAUACAUAAUCCCUCAGAGCAAUUCGAUAGUACAGAUAUAAUUUUUAUGUAUUGUCACACAUGCUUAGCACAUGAUAUCUUUGUAUAUAUUGUACAAAUUAAACCUGAUAAUUCUGUUAUCAAUCAAAACUGAGCAUAAAUAUAUCCGCACAGAUAAAGUUGUACUGAAAAGCCAACUCACCAUUGUGAAAUACCAUUCACAGAUGCAACAUUUAAUGACAACACGAUAAUAUGAUGGAAUGUGCUGUGAAAUAAAAAUUUAUUGACCACAAA